AAAUUAACACACAAAAGGAGGCAAUCUCCUCCUCUCUGUCUUCACUAACAUUAGAUUCCUCUUUUCUCACCAUUUUUUGUGUGUUUUUUCUCUCUUUUAUUUAUGUCACUUCAUUCAUCUAUCAUUUCCUCCUCCUCGAUCUCUGCAAAAAGUUUUCAAUUUCAUUACUGGGGCAAACUUUUCCAAAUUGCUUCAAGCUUUUAUUUUUCUUCCCAAAAGUUUCGAGCUUGGAAUUCCCAUUGGCUGCUUCUUAGCUUCCAUCCAUUAACUUGCUUGAUUUUAUUACACCCUGACCACUUGUUUUUCCUGCAUUGUUUCUGGGAGGUUUCUUCUCUCGUAUUUCUGUCUGUCUUUGUUGAAAACUACCAUACCACACCUCUGUUUUUUUUCUUCCCUUUGUUAUUUUCCUUUUAUUAAGUCCAAUAAAUUUCUCCAUCUUGUCUCCAUCGUCGUAAUAAAAUAUUUCCUCCAACUGGGUUCCCUUUUGUUCCUGAGAAAAAAGCUUGCUCUGUUCUCCUCUGUUUCUCUGGACUUUCUUCACUAGAAUGGCUUCCUUAUGCUUACCCAAAGUCGGUAUUUUUUUUGCUUAGUCUUUAGUGGCUAGAAAAAUGGAUUAAUUUCAUGAAGUAGAUAGUUUUGAUCUUGGUGAAGGGGGAAAAUGGGUAGUGGAAACUCAAAAGCUGACAAAAAUGAAGCCUUGCGUCUAUGUAAAGAGAGAAGGAGAUACAUAAAGCAAGCCAUUGAUUCAAGGUAUGCUCUUGCGGCUGCUCAUGUUUCUUAUGUUCAAUCUCUUAGAAAUAUCGGUAUAGCUUUAGGAAGAUUUUCUGAAGCUGAGAUGUUGAUAGAGUCUUCCGUAAUAACCUCUGCUACUGAGCUUGAGAAAACCCCUUCCCAGUCCUCCCAUCCUUCACCGUCUCCUUCUCAUUUAGGAGCCGAUGUUUCUGAUUCGCCAUUGGAGAAUGGGAGUCCCAUUUCACCGGUAACCGCGAGUUUGAGUUGCAUGAGAGCAGGGAAUAGUGCUGCUGUGACUGUUGAGGUGAAUCCUGCUAAUGGUUGUUCUUUGGAGGAUGAUUCAUUGGAGAUGGUAAUGCCGCCGCUGCCUCCUCCUCCUCCUUUUGCGUCAGGCUCUUGGGAUUUCUUUGACCCUGUUGAUGACUGUGAGAGUUUUAGAUUCAUGGGGAACAAUGGAGUUGAUGUGGAUUUUGAGGAUUUGAGAGGGUGGGGAGAGUUUAGGAGCAAAGGGAUUGAUCAUGGAGAUUUGGAGGAAAAUAAUGAGUUCACCAAUGGAACUUUGUGGCCUGAAUCGGAGAGAAAAGCCAUCAAAGUGUUCGAUAGUCGUUCCGCUCGGAACUAUUGCCGUGGUAGUUCUAUGGAGCAUGAUAUGUUUUUAAUUGGAUUAGGAGGAAAUGGUGGAACUAGGCAGACAAAUGACAAGGAAGUGGAGCAUAAUGUCAAUGGUCCAGGUGAAACUUUGGGAAGCGAAGGUACUCCUGAACAAUCAAGUUCAAUGAGGGGAAAAGCUAUGGGAGAGAAAGAUUUAUCUGCAGAAAGAGAAGAUCCUUCUGAGUUUAUAACCCAUAGAGCCAAGGAUUUUCUUUCAAGCAUAAAGGGUAUCAAACAUCGAUUCUUCCGAGCCUCGGAAGCAGGCAGAGAAGUGUCUCGGAUGCUUGAGUCUAACAAAAUCAAGGUUGGAUAUUCAGAAGCUGAAGGGGGAUCCUCGACAUUGCUGGCAGCUUUCCAACCUGUUUGCUGUCGUCGAAAGACAGCUUUGGUUUCUCGUGAGCCAGUGCAACAUGCAACUAAAGUCAUACAUUGGAAGAGGUUGGCAUCUUCGAGGUCUUCUUCAUCAAGGAACCCGCUAACCACGGCCGAUGCUGAUGACAGUGGAAAUGAUUUUAUCGAAGAGUUCUGCAUGAUUGCUGGUAGCCAUUCCUCCACCUUGGACAGACUGUAUGCAUGGGAAAGAAAACUCUAUGAUGAAGUGAAGGCUAGUGAAUCUAUCAGGAAGGAGUAUGAUCGGAAGUGUGAUCAGCUCAGACACCAGUUUGCUAAAGAUCUUAGCACCCAAGUGAUCGAUAAAACACGGGCAGUUGUAAAGGAUCUACACUCCCGAAUUAGAGUGGCACUUCAUUCUGUUAAUAAUAUAUCGAAGCGAAUUGAAAAAAUGAGAGAUGAAGAGUUGCAGCCACAACUUGUAGAGUUAACUCAGGGAUUGCUUAGAAUGUGGAAGGCAAUGCUUGAAUGUCAUCAUUCACAGUAUAUCACCAUCUCACUGGCAUACCAUUCAAGUAACUCAACGGAUGCGCCACAGGGAGAUACGAGGAGGCAGAUUAUGGCGCAGCUUCGGCAAGAGAUCGAAUGCUUUGGUGUAAGCUUUACCGACUGGGUCAACAGUCAUGCAUCUUAUUUGGAAGCUCUGAAUGGUUGGCUGCAGAACUGCAUCAAAGAACCGCAGGAACGUUCGAAGAAUCGGUAUCCGUUCUCACCUCAUCAAUAUCUGGGAUUCGGGCCACCGAUAAUUGUCCUAUGUCGUGAAUGGUCGGCUGGGAUAAAAGCCUUGCCAGCGGAGGAACUUAGCACUGCCAUCAAAUCCUUCUUAUCUGAUAUUUGUCAUCUAAUGGACGACCAAGCAAACAAACUACCAAAAUUAGACGGAUCAGUUGAUGCAAACAAUGGAGAACCGGGGAGAAAAGACGGUCUUAACGCGUUAACAGACGAGGAUACAAAUGAUGAUGUAUAUUCAAACUUGAGCUGCAUUCAGGCGAGUUUGACUCGUGUUCUUGACAGACUAAACAAAUUCUCUGAGGCCUCGGUGAAGAUGUACGAGGAUGUUCGACAAAAAGGUGAUGGUGCUCGAAUUAUGUACCUCAAGUUGCAGGCCAACUAGAUUAUGUAAAGCUAUGUGAUGAUUAAAGGAUAAGCAAACAUUAAGAUUUGGGUUUUGGAAUAUAUGGUUGUAAAUUAAGAA
Messenger RNA from Hibiscus syriacus, 2968 nucleotides. Its product is annotated as protein ALTERED PHOSPHATE STARVATION RESPONSE 1-like. Lineage: Eukaryota; Viridiplantae; Streptophyta; Magnoliopsida; Malvales; Malvaceae. The record is from RefSeq and is a predicted model, not a curated record. The transcript is spliced from 5 exons. Bases 659 to 2887 code for a protein of 742 amino acids.